Messenger RNA from Peronospora farinosa, 1242 nucleotides. The record is from the annotation of a GenBank genome assembly. NCBI's taxonomy places the organism in Eukaryota, Oomycota, Peronosporomycetes, Peronosporales, Peronosporaceae.
AUGACGGAAGAUCAGCGGCAUCCGAUACGAUUCUUCAGCUGGAGCAAUGAGGACGCCACAGUCGUGACUGAUCCAGAAAGUGUGGCAAUGGCGACAGCAUUCAAGAAAAAGUCGUUUGAGAAGUGGAAUGAAGUAAAGAAACUUCGAGAAGAUUCGGCGUUGAAUGAUUUGAUACUGGAGAACAAGUGGAAGCUCAAUUUAUUGGAUGGGUCGCAUAAUCUCGGACGUUUUAUUGGUUCGGACAUGGAGACGUCGACGGUAUUUCGACAACGAUCGCAUAAGUCAUGGCGUAAACAACACCAAUUAUUAGUGAAUGAAGCUGCUGGAAUUGACCACAGGAAAGAUGCUAGUAAAGAGAAGGAAGACGGCUUCGAAGCUAGUCUUGCAGAAAAAUUGCUAGAGAGAGGCUACGGAUUGCCACGCUCCAGCCAGAAUAAAGCAGACGCAGCGUGUUUAAGUCUUUCCAGUGAGAGUAUGAUGAGUUCAGAGAUGAGCGAGAGGUUAUUGCUGGAACCUCACACCGCUUUCAGGGACCGACUGGUGAAGUUUUACACCAAGUAUAAUCCCACGAAGCUAAAUGGAAUCGAUCGGACGCUGGAGGCCUAUAGUGGCCGUGAAGAAGAGCUAUUUCAGAAGUUGCACGAACGUUAUGUAGUCAACGCUAAAUUGAGUUUGCGAGAACGCAAGAAGAAGUUCAUCACGAAGGACACCGACCCCACUGUUUACAUGAAUAUCUCGAUCGCUGGGGCGCCAGUUGGCAGGAUUGUCAUGCGUCUAUUGAAGGACGAGGUACCGCUUGCUUCGGAAAACUUUCGCAGCCUUUGUACAGGGGAGAAAGGCGGGAUCCUUAGUUUAAAGGGCUGCAAAUUUCACCGCAUCAUCAAGAAUUUUGUGGUCCAAGGUGGAGAUUUCACCACUGGAGAUGGAACGGGUGGCCAAAGUAUUUACCGUGGCACUCCACACGGGGAUCUCUGGGGAAAUUUCAAGGACGAAAAGUUUUUACCUCACGAUGAAGUUGGUCUACUGUCCAUGGCCAAUGCAGGCAAGAAUACAAAUGGCUCACAGUUCUUCAUUACAACUAGAGCGGGCCUUACGAAUUUAGAUGGAAAGCAUGUGGUCUUUGGUGAGGUCAUUGAUGGGCUAGAUGUCGUAGAUGCUAUGCAGAAUGUGAAGGUGGACCAUGGAAAUAGCCGCCCUCUUUUAGAGAAUGAAGUUGCGAUUCUUGAUUGCGGAGAACUAUAA